GCAGUGCGAGAAACAUCCGGCGCCGACAUUCAAAACUAUGGAAGGCAACUCGAGUAUUUUAAAACUUCAAAUGAAACAUGGAAAUAUAGAGAUUUCACCCGCCGAUGACAACGAGGGUAAAGAGACACAAAAGCAACAAUCGUUUAUUUCUGAAAAUGACACCAAUAAAAGUCCGUCUUCAUCUCCGAAAGUCACCGCUUUACAAAGUGUGUCCGAUGAAGAGACAGGCUCAGACAAACUCUCUGCGGAAAUCAACGGGAACGUAUCGGAAAAGUCUUCAAAAUAUUGUGUUAAGUCAAAAAACGAUAAUGAAUUUGACGAGGAUUUGUCUGAAACACGUCCCAAUCCUCCUGCUAACGCUACAGAAGUGGACGUUAGUUGUGUAGAAAACAAAGAAAACGACUCCCAGCCACAAGAAAGCAUAUCGAUGGGUAACAACAAGGACAAACAGAACAAACUGGAUCAGAAGAGUGAAGACUCCAACUUGGGCACAACAGGACAGGAGAGCAGCGCUCAGGAUUCAGAUGCAAAGAUCCUAAAGAGAGCGCAGGAGGAGGGCUGUGUGAAUGUGGUGUUUCCUGGGACUGUCACUCAGGACGGGUGCUGUCGAUUUGUCAGUGAUAUACUCAAGUGUGUGCUCUUUCAAAGGCAGCAGCUUCCAAUGACCUAUGACCAACUUGUGUACUCGCAAAAGAAGCAACAGGCGUCAAUGCAGGGCAAAGACACAGUGUGGAGGAGACCAAUGCUUAGGGCAGAUAUGGACUGGAGGAAGUGCCAGCAGACCUUGCAAGAGCUGGAGGAGGUGCUGCAUCAGUUGGAGGUGCUGUUUUCUCUGAGCAGAGUCCCUCGGGUGCUAGUACUCAUGGGUGGUACCCUGUUCCUCCCCAAAGAGAUGUACGAGAUCAACAUGGAGGCACUGGUCCUGGCCUCUGGGGACAAAAGCUUGCGUGUUUCAUCUUGUUUAAGGCAGCUCUUCCGCACAUUGUUUGUGGCUGAUCUUUUGUCCGACACCAAGCCAGUUCGUUUAAUGCCGACCACUGUGUUGGUGCUUGCUCACAGAGACUGUGGGGUGGGCUGGUUUCGCCCCAAACUACAGUUUAAAGUCCCAACUCGAGUCAAGAGCAAAAUCAUGAGUCUGUCCACUGACCUUUGCUCCUGUGAGGAUCUAAAAAGGGAUGAGUUAGACUGGGAUGAUUAUAUCUGGUUUCAGGCACCAAUGACUAUCAAGGGCUUCAGUAACAGCAAGGCUUAGGAAAAUGUAUUUCACUUUAUUUGUGGUUGAAAAUAUAACAUUACAAUAUGUACUUGGUCAGUUGUACUGAGUUUUAUUUGAAGAAUAUGGAA
Messenger RNA from Periophthalmus magnuspinnatus, 1344 nucleotides. It is a transcript of the gene mad2l1bp, whose product is annotated as MAD2L1 binding protein. NCBI's taxonomy places the organism in Eukaryota, Metazoa, Chordata, Actinopteri, Gobiiformes, Gobiidae. Gene Ontology annotation, biological process: regulation of exit from mitosis. Bases 38 to 1252 code for a protein of 404 amino acids. The record is from RefSeq and is a predicted model, not a curated record. Gene Ontology annotation, cellular component: nucleus. The transcript has 3 exons.